UUAGAAUCUUGUUGUACAAUAUGUCAUGUCUUAGUUUGUUCGAGGAGAUUCGAUGAUGCUUUAUGCCUUAUGAGGAAGUUGAUGCUUGUAAAUGGUGUUUCACCAUUGGAAGUUUUGGAUGCUUUGGUUAGAAGUUAUGAAACUUGCCAUUCAGUUCCUGCUGUCUUUGAUACACUGGUUAAGGCUUGUAAUCAAAUUGGAGCCAUUGAUGGCGCUUAUGAAGUGAUCAAGAAGUUGAGAAUGGAAGGUUGCUGGGUUUCAAUUCAUGCUUGGAAUAACUUUAUGAGUCAUCUCUUGAAGUCUGAUGAGAUUGAUAGAUUUUGGAAGCUGUAUAAGGAGAUGUUGGCUUGUGGAUAUAUCGAAAAUAUAAACACCUUUAACUUGGUCAUAUAUGCUCUUUGUAAGGAAUUGAAAUUAUUAGAAGGGAUAUCGGUAAUUUAUUUGAUGUUAAAGCGUGGGAUCUGGCCUAAUGUUGUUACCUUUAAUAUGAUAAUUGAUGGAGCUUGCAAGAUGGGUGACUUGGAUCUUGCCUUGAAGCUUGUCAAGAAAAUGGGAGUAAUGUCAAGAGAUUGUAUUUUGCCAAACACAAUAACAUACAAUUCAAUCAUUAACGGUUUAUGCAAAACAGGAAGAGUAGCAUUUGCAGAAGAAGUUCGAAAUGACAUGAUUAAGGCAGGCAUUGAGUGUAAUGAAAGGACAUAUGGGACUUUGAUAGAUGGGUAUGCAAGAGGAGGGAGUUUAGAUGAGGCCCUGAGGCUGUGUAAUGAAAUGGUGGAAUGCGGCUUGAUGCCUAAUACUGUUAUCUACAACUCAAUUAUCUAUUGGUUGUACACCGAAGGUGAUGUUGAAGCAGCUUCCUCCGUAAUAUCAGACAUGAUUGAGAAAAGUAUACGUGUUGAUAAAUUCACCUACUCCAUCCUUGCAAAGGGGCUUUGUAAAAAUGGAUAUGUAACUCAAGCUUUUAAGUUUGUUAAUCAACUUCUUGGCAAGAACCUCAUAGAAGAUGCCUUUCCUCACAACAUUCUUAUGGAUUACAUGUGCAAGACUAGGAAUUUGGUAGGGGCGAACCAAUUAUUCUGCAGUAUGUAUGUUCGUGGAUUGACGCCCGAUCUUGUCACUUACGGUACUUUA
Messenger RNA from Carica papaya (papaya), 1131 nucleotides. Lineage: Eukaryota; Viridiplantae; Streptophyta; Magnoliopsida; Brassicales; Caricaceae. The record is from RefSeq and is a predicted model, not a curated record.